UCUCUCGCUCCCGUCACAUUGUCCUACGAUAGUUUAAUUAUAGAUACGCUGCCUGUACGGGCCUAGGCUCGCCCAAAAUAAUGAUUGGAUCAGCGUUUGCGUUCCCUCCUCGCGCUCCUUUUUCCCCCGGGACACUUGCGGUGCAGUGUUUCUGGACGUAUCCCCGCCGUACGAGCGAACGGAACGAACAGCUGUCGUUCCGGGACCCCGAAGGCAAUACGUGGAAAUUGCGUUUAUCUUCCCAGUUUCUCGCCGAUACUGGCUCAAGUACCGUUCGCCACUUGAACACGGCAAUGUACAUUGUAGGGUACAGAUUCAACUUGAAAUAUUGAAGUUGUAUAAUGGGAGAAAGGGAGCAAACGCUGAUCUAAAAAGAUUCUUUGACAAUAUAUGGACAAAACUCAAUGUAUUAAAGAAUCACAGUUAUGGAACGAUACAAUGAUAUAAGUGAUGGAGAUAUUAAUAUAAGUGAUAUCAUUGACGUCAUUCAAACGACCGAUCCUGGUUCUAUGGCCACCAUAGCGAUGGACAACGAACACGUUCAGCCUCACGUUGAGAUUUUAGAACAGCCGGCCAGUAAAGCGCUACGGUUUCGCUAUGAAUGCGAAGGCAGAUCGGCUGGCAGCAUACCUGGUAUCAACAGCGCUCCGGAGAACAAAACUUUCCCUAGUAUACGAAUCGUGGGUUACACGGGUCGUGCUAUGGUGGUUGUAUCCUGCGUAACAAAGGACGCCCCAUAUAGACCUCAUCCGCACAAUCUUGUCGGCAAAGAAGCAUGCAAGCAAGGCGUUUGUACGAUCGAAGUUCCGGCGGGAAAUAUGGUUAUUUCCUUCUCAAAUCUGGGCAUUCAAUGUGUAAAAAAGAAGGACAUCGAAGAAGCUCUCAGAGUGCGUCAGGAUUUACGAGUAGACCCCUUUCGAACUGGUUUCGAACAUAAGAGACAUCCGACUAACAUUGAUCUAAACGCAGUGAGAUUGUGUUUUCAAGUUUUCUUGGAAGGACAAAGGGGAAAAUUCAACAAGCCAUUACCGCCCGUCGUGUCUGACCCUAUUUAUGAUAAAAAGGCAAUGUGUGAUCUUGUGAUUUGCAAAUUGAGCCAUUGCAGCGCAUCGGUCGCUGGUGGGAUGGAUAUGAUUUUGCUGUGUGAAAAAGUCGCGAAAGAAGAUAUACAAGUGAGGUUUUUCGAGGAGAGAGACGGACAACUACUGUGGGAAGGAUACGGCGAUUUUCAACCGACACAUGUACAUAAACAAACGGCAAUAGCAUUCAGAACGCCUAGCUAUCGUACGCAGCAAGUGGAACAGCCAGUGCAAGUAUAUAUCCAACUUAGAAGGCCAUCGGAUGGUACUACGAGCGAACCGCUACCGUUUCAGAUGUUACCACUAGGUACAGGUAGGCCUGCUUUCUGGUCUUUACGGAAAGCAUUUGCCAGGAAGAAGGCAGAUUACAAUACCUUCAGUAAAAUCUUGUCUACAGAGACUGCUCUUCUUGCCAACGUAACUCCUAAAUUUUCUCGUAAUAUCGACGAAUUCAACAAUAAUGAUCUGGACGCGAAAAGACCGAACGAUAAAAUCUCUGCAUUGCGUGCUUUAAACGAUUUGUAUAACGUAAAACAUCACGUAGAUCUGUGUAAUGGCGAUUUAAAGGCAUUAAUAAAUUCUGCACAGAACGUAGAUCAAUCCGCGAAGAAUACCGUUUUGGAUUGUGAGAAUAAUGAAAUAACGAUAAUCCCGGGAAGAAAUGCGGAAAAUAAUAAAGAAAUUAGCAAAUUGUAUACCUUUGGCGAUAAUAAUGUAGAAAAUAAUGCAUUUACUGCCGAUUAUAAAGAAGGAACUAUAGAUGCGAUUCUUUAUGCGAAAUCCAACGCACAAGAAGGCAGCACAUCCGCGUCGAGAAAUGUAGAUAAUUCGAAGGGUAGGUCAGAUUGGUUCGACUAUUCUGAAAUAGGUAAAUGGGUACAGAAGGGACAAGCGUGCCUUAAGGAAAAGACUAAUGAGACAGAGACUAAGAACGAGACAGAUGGUGGCAAUAAAUCGUUUAAUGAGUUUUUGUCGCAAGUGACCGAGCUCGAUCAAAUUUAUGCUGAUACACAUAACAAAUUGAUACAAGCUACUACAGAUACGAACGUGAAUCCACAAAUGAUGGACAUUGAUGUCUGCGACAAUCAGACCUAUACCAGUUUACAAAUGGCCAUGAAAAAUCCGAUAGAAUUGUUCGAUAUCACCGAUGACCGAAAGUACGAAGACGUAGCCGUCCCGAAACAAGAUGCGGAAGUACCCGUUGCGUCUCCAACAUUAACAGCUAAGAGAGACGUAAUGCACGAGGCGGAAGAAAGAUUGCCACCCUUGCCUCCGAAGCGAAUACGCAAAAUGCCGUCGAUGCCUCUUUUGCCGCGUCCGAUAUCCGCUCAAACGCUUACUACCUCCUCUCCCGAGGCGCCGAAUAAAAAUUUGCCGUCCUUACCCGGCACUUUGUCGAAACACGCGAGACAAGGGUUAUUUUCGAAAUUAUUUGCUAAAAAGAAUAAAAAAGACAAGUGCUCGGAAUCAGAUCUAAUUGUAAGCAAAGACAGUGAUCCAUCACUGAAUACCUCAUAUUUAUUGAAGAGCUCCGUACAAGAUGCUGCGCAAUCACAAAUUCCACGUUCUAGUAUGACGAGUGUUACGAGUGUUAAAUCUCUCAAGUUAGAUGACGAUGACACACCACCGUAUGGUGCAGAUUUAACUGAAGCUGAGCAUUAUGCUCUCUACACUACUAUGGCACCACGCGCGACUGCCUCAGAAUUUGACGAGAUGUCUUUUUAUUAUAGUCUAGUCGAGGGUGGGAAGAUAUUGACAGAAGCGAAAGAGACCUAAAUUAUCUAAUUGAUAGAUAUUUUAUUGAUCGAAUUGAUACUUCUUCUUUGUUUAUAUACUGCCAAGUUGAAGAUAACUCAAUAUUUGUACAUGAAAUGAUAUUGUUUGAGCCUGACCGAUUUUAUAUGUCGAAAUGUGAGAAAUAUUGUCUUGCAUUGCUAUAAGCUUUUAUUACCGUCAGUUCUUGUUGUAAAUUUGCAGUUUUGAUGUGACACUCAUUUAAGGAUAUAUUUUUAUCUUUAAACUGAAAAAUUUUCCUCGGAGAACGAGAAAAUCCCCUUAGAGAGUUAUUUCCUAAGACAUGUUGCCACAUAAAAUGAAUCGAUUCUUGUAAGAUCGACGCAUUUAUCUAAGCGUGCAGAAUUUUAGUCUAGUCGAAGUGCAAUUUGUUACCUUUUUCUUGAUAUUUCCUAUUAACGGUUUUUACAAAUGAUUUGUAAGUUUUCUAUAAUUGUUAUUUAUUAUAUCAAUUAACUAACUACUCUUUUCUAGUCAAGUUCGAUGCUGUUAUAUUUUCGUAUACUCUCAAUGUAGGUUGCUUUACUAUUUGUUGUUAAGUUUUAUAUGAUAUUACGAGUUUAUGCGAAUGUCUUUUCCUUCUCGUGUUGUUAUAGACUGCUAAUUUUAAAAACGUCUCGACGAAAAGUUCUUAGCUCAGUUUGUCCCGAGUUGAAUCUCUUUUUGGAGUACUUAAUUAAUGUGCGCUAAGAAAAUUUGUAAGGUUCAAAUACAUGAGGCCUUCUUCAUUCGGAGCAAUUGUACGCGAUGUUAACG
Molecule: messenger RNA, 3629 nt
Organism: Temnothorax curvispinosus
Lineage: Eukaryota; Metazoa; Arthropoda; Insecta; Hymenoptera; Formicidae
Gene: Dl
Product: embryonic polarity protein dorsal
Exons: 7
Coding region: 426-2855 (809 amino acids)
Biological process (GO): innate immune response; cellular response to stress; canonical NF-kappaB signal transduction
Cellular component (GO): cytoplasm
Molecular function (GO): DNA-binding transcription factor activity; DNA binding
Source: RefSeq, a predicted model, not a curated record